Echinops telfairi (small Madagascar hedgehog) is the source of this 2419-nucleotide messenger RNA. It is a transcript of the gene RPGRIP1, whose product is annotated as RPGR interacting protein 1. Gene Ontology annotation, molecular function: thromboxane A2 receptor binding. Gene Ontology annotation, cellular component: photoreceptor connecting cilium. The record is from RefSeq and is a predicted model, not a curated record. Lineage: Eukaryota; Metazoa; Chordata; Mammalia; Afrosoricida; Tenrecidae. Gene Ontology annotation, biological process: retinal rod cell development; non-motile cilium assembly. Bases 180 to 2345 code for a protein of 721 amino acids. The transcript is spliced from 17 exons.
UCCGUUUCAAUGCAUUUUCUUCUUUCUUGAGGGGUGAGAUCCGCUCCCCCUUCACAUGAGCAAUUUCUACUUCUCCUUUUAAUGUUGAAAAGGUCUAAUUCUAACAGUACAGUUUCUUUCAACGAAGUCACAUUAGAGCUAAACUCACCAAUCUCUGGGUUCCUACCAGCGUCCACAGAAUGGCCAGCAAUACCGUGCAAGGAGAAGAGCCACCUAGGUCUCUGGAGGAAAUGGGGUCCAGAGACGAAGGAUUGGAACAGAGAAACGCGUUGGAGUGCGCUCAGAAGGUCACCGAGCUUCGAGAUUCCAUUAAGGAAAAUGUAGAGCUGAUUCGACUUAAGAAACUCUUACAUGAACGGAAUGCCUCCCUGGUAGUGACAAAAACACAAUUAACAGAAGUUCAGGAGGCGUAUGAAACUCUGCUCCAGAAGAAUCAGGGCGUCUUGGGCAUAGCCCACGAUGCCCUCCUGGGCGAAGUGACUAAACUCGGGGAGGAGCUGACGGAGGAGAGCAAAAAGGCUGUCAGCCUGAAGACCCAACUGGAAGAUGUAACCAUCCUGCAGUUGACCCUGAAAGAGUUUCAGGAAAGAAUUGAAGAUUUGGAAAAAGAACGAGAAUUGCUGAAUGACAAUUAUGAUAAACUCUUAGAAAACAUGCUGGACAGCAGCACUCUGCCCCAUUGGGGCAACGAUCUCAUAGGGGAACAGCUGCAAGGGAAAGUCUCUCAGCUGCAAGACAAGCUGCAUGCUGAGCUGGAGGAGAAGAGGAAAAUCUUACUGCACUUGAACGACGAGAAAGUCCAAAACCAGGAGCUAAAGCUUGAAAUCACCCGCUUGCUUCUAAAGCAUCAACAGGAAGUCGAGAUCCUCCAGAAGAAACACACAUGCCCGCCGUCUCCUGGAGGGGAAUCAGAACCGGCCACGCCGCCUGAGGCUCUGUUCCCGGAGACUGCUCAGACAGAGCCCCGUGACUCAAGAGACCAAGAAGUACAGAAACUAUCCCGGAUGCUCGAUGAACUGGAAGCAUCACAUGCAGAGACCACACUGGAACUAGACAAGACCAGAGACAUGGUUCUUUUGCAGCGCAAAAUCAAUGAGUGUUAUCAGGAGGAACUGGAGACCUUGAUGACGAAAGCUGACAAUGACAAGAAAGAAAGCAAAGAGAAACUGGAGCGGUUGAAUCAACUGCUAGAUCUCAAGAACCAUCGUAUCUUGCAGCUGGAAGGUGAUUUUAACCUCACUGACUCUGAGGGGAUGCCCAAUGGAUCUAUUCAGAUGAAACUGGAUUGGGAGUCUCCCUACCUGCCUCCUGAGAACUUCCCGACACCUGAAGCUGAGGAGAAUGAUGGGCAGGAAGAGCCAGAGGUCUCAUCUGAAGAGGAAAUGACUCUCUUUCCCUCCCAGGACCAAACGGCAUCUGCUGAGAUUCCUACUGCGGAGGAGCAAUAUCAAGUCCAGAAAAGGCCUCCUCCGAUAGGAGAAAGAAAAAAGCAACACCAGAUCGCUCGCUACUCCCGAAGAAAGCAUGGCAAACGCGCAGGGCUGCAAGGAAAGAACAGGAUAGAGUACCUCAGUCGCAGCCUCUUUCAUCAGAUGAACUACGCUGAGUGGAAACUCUCAGGGCGUAAAGUCUCCGUAGACGAGGAUUUAAAAAUGAGCCAACGAAAUGAAGAGGCAUCCGCCUGCGCAGCAUUGGAACAGAAGCAACGUCCUGUACAUGCAGGGAGACAAUCCUGCGGUGAAGCUUCGGACGCGAGUGAAGCACAGACUACAGAUAGUGAUGACAUCAUAGUGGCGCCCAUCUCUAAGAAACUUCUUAAGGCAAGUUCAGAGAAGAUGUGCAUUGAAAUCAUCUCGCUAGCCUUCUACCCAGAGGCUGAAGUGAUGUCUAAUGAGAGCAUCAAGCAGGUGUACGUGGAGUACAGAUUCUUUGAUCUGCCUCUGUCAGAGACAGAGACGCCGGUGUCCCUGAGGAAGCCCCGGGCAGGAGAGGAGAUUCACUUCCAUUUCAGCAAAGUGAUAGAUCUGGAUCCGCUGGAACAACAAGGGAGAAGGCAUUUCCUGUUCACCAUGUUGAAUGGAGAAGACCCUGAGCAAGGGCAUUUAAAGUUUAUAGUGGUCAGUGACCCCGAGGAUGCCGAAAAUGAAGAAUGUCAAGAAGUAGGAUAUGCCUAUCUUGAACUGUGGCAAAUCCUGGAGUCGGGAAAUGACAUUCUGCAGCAAGAGCUAGACAUUGUUAGCCCUGAGGACUGCGUGACCCCCAUAGGAAGGCUGACGGUGUCCCUUCAGGCUGCCGCUGCCCUCCACGCUAUUUACCAGGAGAUGGCUGGAGAUGUGUGUAUGUGAGGGAGUGUGCUCCGUCCUCAAAGCGGAGGGAACCAGAGGAAAGUCUCUUAUAAAGUAACUUGCUACACCACGAA